UCAUUUUCCUUACUAAUCUGAGGAAACUUAAGAAUAAUUUAAGGAAUUCUUUAAAACAUAAUAGAGAAAAAUAUGCCUAAAAAUGCAUGGCUUGUACGUGCUAGUGGUAGUAAAUGGUAAAUAUUCUGGUGUGGUACAGGUUAAUGAUUAAUUAACGAUGGUAAAAAAGUGUCGAGCGAAUAAUGAUGGUCACGAUCAUUGUCAUGAGCAAGACAACAAAACUUCAGAAAUGGACAUUUUUAAAGCUGCAAAAUCGGGGGAUCUUCGAAUGUGUUUGUUACUUAUUGCUGCAAAAGGAGAUGAGAUUUUGAAGAAACGUGACUGUAGCGGGCACACACCUUUUCAUUGGGCUUGCCUUGGAGGAUAUACAAAAAUUGUUGAAGUAAUGAUUGAGAAAGGAGCACCAUUAAAUGAGCAGAGCAAGAAUGACCAUGGACCAAGGCCCAUUCACUGGGCGUGCUCACAAGGACAUAUUGUUAUUGUUGAUAUUUUAUUGCAGCAUAACAUACCAAUUGAUGCUCCUGAUAACAAACAAUGCACACCGUUAAUAAUAGCAGCUCAAUUCGGAAAAGCUGACCUUUGUAGUUAUCUUAUUGGUAAAGGGGCCAAUAUUCAUGCUGUUGAUGAAGAAGGAGACACUGCACUCCACUGGGCUGCAUUUAAAGGUUACAGUGACCUUGUUCAGUUAUUUCUGUAUUCUGGCUUUAAUGCAAAUCAAAAGGAUAAAGUUGGUCAGACUCCACUUCAUCUGGCAUGUCUCAGUGGGAAUUUAUUGACUGUACAAGAACUGGUUGUAAUGGAUGUUUCAAUGAAUGAACGUGAUUAUAAUCAGAAAACACCCUUGAUGUUGGCUAUGGGUAGAAAUCACGAAGACAUUGCCAAUUAUCUUUACCGACAACAAAGCAGAUAUAUAAAAUUCACUCUUCGUGAUUUAGUUCUUGGUCCUCCAGGUAGAUCAAAAGCACCAUUCUUAUUUGUGUUGGUCAAUAUUAUAUUUAUUGGAUAUCCUAUUUACUUUUACAUGGUUAUUCCGGAGACGUAUUCAGAGAUGCCUUCUAUUCACCAUUUUUUUAUCUUUUUUAAUUUAACAAUGUGGCUAUCUUUUUAUUCUGCGUCAACGAGAGAUCCUGGUUUUUUGGCUCGUGAUACUGAAGAUUAUAAACUUUCCUUGAAGCAGGUUGCUCUUCGUGACGACUGGUUGGAUAAAACUGAUAGUUCAUUUUCUCGAAUUUGUCAUACAUGUCGUUUAGUUAAGCCUCUGCGCUCCAAGCAUUGUCGUAUAUGCAACAGAUGUGUUCGGACAUUUGAUCAUCAUUGUCCUUAUCUCAAUAACUGUAUUGGUAUACGCAAUAGAGUUAUGUUCUUUUUAUUUGUGGUUUCUCUCUUGUUAUGUUGUUUUAUUACGGUAUAUUUUUCUGUAACUUUGACCCAACGCAAUGGAGCUAACAUAUUAAUAAUCAUUGGUAUGUUGGAGACAAUCAUUGCUUGCGCUGGUGUAUCAUGUUUGAUGCUUGUUCAUGCUGGAAAUAUGUUGGCAAAUCUUACCAGUAAUGAGAGAAUCAACCAGAAACGUUAUUCGUAUUUGAAAGAUUCUGCUGGAAAAUUUUUUAAUCCUUUUGAUCGAGGAAUUAUCAAGAAUAUUCUCGAGCAUUUUCAUAUCAUCAAACAACGCGAAUUAAAGCAUAAUGCCGGAGAAAUCAUUUAAACUGGAGAUGUCGAUGAUUGUAAGGAUACAUGAACAAUUAAAUUGGUUAAUAUGAGAGAAUGGUUUUCCGAUCAAGUGUACUACAAAGUGCGAACAACCUCUUGCUGUUGACAGUUUGGAAAUUCAUCCAGAGAGUCAGCUUCUAUAAAUGGAACUAUGCACUCGUUGUAAUGCUUUACGGAGAGCUUAUUUAAUGCGUAUGUUAGAUUCCCACCUCUUACCCCCACUGGGUUUAGUACUAUUUUUAUUCAAUCAGGUGUCAAUGGCUUGCCUCAAGUUACAUGCUAGGCUAUUCCAGCAACAAGACUGCCUGGUUGGUAUUUCACAUAAGAAUGAUAAGAUCGUCCUGCAGUGUUAUAUUUGCAUUCAAGUAGUUUGCACCUACUUAGUCUGUAAUACCUGACGCAUAUGAAAUCCUGUUAUUAUUGUCACUUUUUAGUUCAUUCACUAUAUUUGGAAAUAUUCUUUUGAUAACAACUACAUUACGAUAAAAACAUUGCAAGUUUACACUUUUUGGUCAUUUUUAUUUUAUAAAGAGUUGUGCGCAAUAUUUUCAUUAAGAAGUUUUGAGGAAAUGA
This is a messenger RNA of Xenia sp. Carnegie-2017, 2283 nucleotides long. Its product is annotated as protein S-acyltransferase 24-like. Gene Ontology annotation, molecular function: protein binding; palmitoyltransferase activity. Bases 158 to 1705 code for a protein of 515 amino acids. The record is from RefSeq and is a predicted model, not a curated record. Lineage: Eukaryota; Metazoa; Cnidaria; Anthozoa; Malacalcyonacea; Xeniidae. Gene Ontology annotation, cellular component: Golgi membrane. The transcript has 10 exons. Gene Ontology annotation, biological process: protein palmitoylation.